GUCUGUGGAAAGUCUGUGCUGCUAUCUGCUGGUAGAGGUGGGAACAGAGAGAAGAAAGCUGCUGAUCACGUUGCAGCUGCUUUACAGUCAUGUGUUUGGGUGGGGCACUUAUUUCUGGAAACGAAACCUACGAGAGACAAAAUCCAGUUGGUACGCUUGCAGAGGAAUAGAAACCAGCAGAGAGACUAGGACAAGUCUGCAUAUGUUCAGAACUCUACGUCUUACCAACUUCAGCGCUCAAACCUCAUCCCAGGACCCAAAAAAGACCCACAAUCAGAUUAAAAGAAGAUCUUCUGAAGCUUCAGAAGAUGUGACAAGACAGAGACAUCGGAUAAAAGGAAACAAAAAUCUAGUAUGGCGGACCAACCUCACCAGUCACCAAACCAAUGGACUGAAUCUGAAGUCAGUGACUGGCUGAGAUCUAUUGGAGUGAAGGAGCCAUACAUAGAAAAACUUUAUGAAGUAGAAGUAGAUGGACAAUGCCUUCUUGCACUAGAUGAAGACUUCUUGGUGACUAAGGUUUCCAUGAAAUUAGGACCUGCUAAUCUAAUAAUUAAAAAGAGAGAUGAGCUUAUUAACUUUCAUUCAAAGCCUAAAGAAAAUAAAACCUCUUCCAGUGGCAAUAAUACUGAGUCAGACCAGAAAAAGCAAACCUCAGGACGUAAAAAGGGUCUGGCAAAACAGAAAGCUAAGAGAGAGGAGAAUGUCCUACAAGAAAAACAAUCUGUCGUGCAACAAUAUGAAGUAACAAGGGAAGACUGCAAAGCACGACCAUUUGACAAAGACCCUGACUUUAUAUAUGUUAAACACAAAGUCCUGCAGCCUGAAUCAGGAGCUUUCAAUCUGAUCAAUCCCUGCAGGGAAUUUAAGUCUCUUGUAAAUGCUUCUCAAUUGGAUGACACACGACUUCGAGUGAAAUUUGCCAGAGAAGUUCUGAAAUUUGCAACUGGAUGCAUGAAUGUCAGAACAAAUGGCACAAUCCACUUCGGUGUGAUGGACAGCAGAGAAGAUGCAGGAUAUGUCCAUGGUGAGAUAAUUGGUAUUCCCAUAAAAGACAAAGAUGUUUUUGUAGAUGCUUUGGACUACAUUGAAAGAAGCUUCCCCUCCGACAAGGAACAUGUUCGCCAGUGUGUGCGUCCGCCAAGGUUCAUAGAGGUUAUGGAUCAUACGAGUGCAGAGAAGAGGUAUGUGGUAGAAGUUGAUAUUGUUCCUUCGAUGAGCAUUGUUAGAGGCAAGGUCUACAAAGUCCGUCUGCCGAACUUCAAGGAGUCAACUAACAAAGUUGAAUUUGAGAAAGAAACUAUUCUGCGAAGGGUGGGUUCUAAGACAGAACCAGUGGCUGAUACGGAUCAGUUGGAUUUUUUUCAGCGGGUACAAGAUAGAGACACUCAGAGAGAAGAAGCAGAGAAAUGCCUGUUUCCCAAUGACCCUGAAAUCUAUCAAAACCUUGGAAGGAAACUCACCAUGUUCGUGACAAGUGGGAAGAAAUCCAUCGAGAAGGAAAAAUGGUUCAUAGUUGUGACAAACAAAUUAAAAUCUGAUGACCUUUGUCACAUUAACUGGCUACUUCAAAUGAACAUCUUCUGUGUGUUUGACUUUGAUCCAGACUCCAACAUAACGGGUCUUUGCAGUAAAUACAUUCAAAGCCAUGCUGCAAAUAUGCAUUCUCUACAGAGCUAUCAGAUUCCCAGGGAUACAAGCAUCAAAGAAGUCACAGGCAAGUUGCUCCUGUUUGAGCAGACAAGCUGGAUUUUUUGUAAUGGACGCUCUGAUUUUAAGGGAAGUGAACCGCCAUGCGAUGAAAAAACUUGGACCAACACAAAACGUCCUCUUCUGCGUGAAUCUGUAUCUUUGAUCUGUAAACACAUUUUGCCAAAAGGUACAUUCCAGGUGAUUUUUCUUCUCACUUCACCGAUUGAAAAACCCUUUCUUCACACCUUUUAUGAGUUUUCAGCAGACAUGCAAGGCCAUGAAGACAUCAUUUGCAUUUGUGACUCAGAGGAAAACUUUCAGAAGUGGAAAAGUUUUGCAGAGGCAACAUUUGGUACAGAAACUGUUGACAACCAUAGUGUUGUUGGCAUGAAAAUGAGCCACAUUGAAGCAACACUGCAACAAAUACAACCUGUAACAACACAUACCACCAAACAUUUAUCCACCUUUGCAAAGGGAAAAUGUCGUCUUGAGACACGAGAAAAGGAAGACAUGUAUUCAUUGGAAAUCCUGGCAAUCGAUCAUUUUGAUGAAACAUGCAAAGAGUCAAUUGAAGCAAAGAACGAAAACACUGAGCAGCAGUUCUACCACGGUGGGAAAGUGACCUGGUCGCAUCUCUGGCUUGCUGAGCACAAAUACGUUGGCGGGGUCAUUGAAAGGGAUGCAUACAGCGAAGUUUUUGAACUUUUUAAAGAUUUGAAGCUAAAUACCAUGCAUGGUCCUGUGAAAAGAAUCAACAUCUACCAUCAUCCUGGGAGUGGAGGAAGCACUGUGGCAAGGCAAAUACUGUGGAACAAACGAACAGACUUAAGGUGUGCAGUUGUCAAGCCUUCGUACUCUGCUGAUGUUGUCGCACAGCACGCAGUCAAGUUGAGAGAACAUGAUGAAAACAAUCCACAAAGGUGUCUUCCUGUGAUGCUCCUUGUUGAAGACUCAGAACAGGAGUACCUUGAUGACCUAAAGAAUGAACUAGAAGAAGCCAUUCGUAGCCAGAAGAUUCUUUAUGAAAAGCCUUGCUUCAUUUUGUUAAGCUGCAGACGAUGCCAUGAUCCAGAAAAAAAAAUUAAGGAGUCUCCGUUAGAAAAUGUCUCUGUCACUCACAAACUUUCUCCGAAAGAAAAAAGGAUGUUUUCUCAAAGACGUCAGGUGUUAGAGGAACAAUAUGAACCACAGUUCAUCCUCACAUUUGUUUUGAUGAGUGAAGAAUUCACAAAGGUAGCAACAUAUGUUGAAAACUUUGUGACCAAUUUGCUCCAUGGCAUUGAUCCUACAUCUGCCAUCUCUCGCUUCCUACUCUAUGUUGCACUGUUGAACACCUACGUUCAAAACUCGUUCAUCUCCCAAUCUCAUUACGAGGCUUUACUAGGCUUAAGCACAUACAUAGACAAGCUUCGAAAAGCAGUGUUUGAAAUGUCUCUCAACGAGCAGACCAAAUUCAUCUUCUUGUAUCUGAGAGAUAAGAAGACGCACAUUGAAUCAAUCAGAAUCAUUCACCCACGAGUUGCAGAGGAAAUUCUCAAACAGCUGCUUGGUGACCAAAAAAGACAAGGUACCUUGGCAAAAGAGCUGCUUGCUGAGAAAGUUCUGUUUGAGCACAGAUUUGGCAGGGAUGAUUACUUGGCGUUUCUAAAAGCACUUCUCAACAGACGAUCAAAGGUUAGCCGAGGAGAUGAAAAUGACACCUUGUUUUCUCCCCUUAUUGAGUACGUGCGUAAAAAUGAAAGUCCAGAGUUGGCACUUGAGUUACUCAAGGAAGCUUAUGAAUGUUUUCAUGAAGAUGCAUUUUUUGCACAAACAAUUGCUCGACUGUAUUAUUCGUAUGACAAGUUUGAAGAGGCAAAACUCUGGGCAGAAAGAGCUGCCACUACAAUGCCCAAUAACUCCUACAUACUCAACACAAAGGGGCAGGUUUACAGAAGAUGGUUUGAAGCAAAACUGAAAGCCACUGAUUCUAAUAAUAUAGCAAAGACAGCCAAGAACAUGGCGCCAGCGGUGGACCUCGCACUGACAGCUAUGGAGUGUUUCAAACACUGCGAGAAAGUAGCAAUAGCACAUCCAGAAAGCAUGAACAGAUUAGGGUUUUUUGCUGAAAUUGAGGUUGGACACAGUCUGUUAAAAUUGAUCUCCUCGAUUCAAGAGUUUGCAAAUAGAGAUGACAGCUCUUUGGUGUGCAUGAAAUACCUAACCAUCCAAGAUUACAUUCCAGAGGAAAUAAAAGAUGCUUGGGAGCCAUUUCAUGGCCGCCUGAAAAACCUUAAAAACACAAUUAAAGAAUCAUUGGAUUGGAUUUCAGAAGACCUCAGUUACUUCCAGAAAGACGUUGUUGCACAUGAGGAGGAGAUCUCUGAAAGUCCAGAAGAAACGGUUAGAAAUCCACUCAAGGUUUUGACCAAUGCAUCCUCAGCGUAUGGAAAAUACCUAAGUGGAGUUUCAGACAAACUUUUAAAGUCCUCCAAGUCAGUUCUAGCAAAUGCGAAUCCCAGCACAAAACGCAUGAUUAUCUAUCACCUUGGUGGAGGUAACCUAACAUCCAUCUUCUUCAAACUGAAUAACCAGCAGGAAAAGGACACGAAGGACCUACAGACAAUUCUUUCUCUUUACCCAAGCAAUCCACAGACUGCAAGAUUUCCCCAAAAUGACAUAAUUAAUUACAUUGCAGCCAACAUUGCUUUGAAGUGUCUCUCACCACUUUCUCCAGGGAUUGCUCCUUUACAAGAUCUACAAGCUGUCAGCCGCCAGUUGCUUACAGACAAAAGAAACUGCUCUCCUUCUGCCCUGUUCUUACUUACUAUGUUGUUUUGGCCAGAAGAUCAUGAGACAGAAGAUGAGAAAAACAGAAAAUACGAAAUUGUGCUAUCAGCAAUCGAAUACCUGAAAAAGGACUACUGGACAAAGAUGAAGGACAUUCCUCCACGGAAGAGAAGACUUUACACUCAUUUCUUUCUGGGAAAUGGGACUGGCUUGGAUAAAUUUGUGCAUAAAAGCAAGACUGACAGAUACACAAAGGGCCUAACAGUGCAUGAGAAACGCAUGAAGUGGCAUACAGGUGAGGCAUGGAAAAUGCCUGAACUUGCUCAGAUGCUGAAAAGUGUUUCUGGGUGGACUGAAGAUGGAGGGGUGUACCUCGAAGGCCCCAGAGAAAGGAAGUUCAGCAUCCAGCCUCUUUACUUGCCUUCAGUACCCCACAGUAAUGAAAAUGUUACCUUCUACCUGGGGUUUACAUUCAAAGGUCCUGUGGCCUGCAACAUUACACUGAGCAGGUAGAUUGUGUGGAAGAAUCACCUCAGUAUUGACCUUGUUACCAACAAACAUCCUCAGGAAAUACAAAUCCAGAGUUAAACCAGUGAUUCAACUAGUAAUAAUACAAACAUAAAUAUAUAUUUACAAGUACAUUUUAUUGAUGUUUCUGUUUAGACCCUCUCUGUUUGAAUUCUAUGUUUAAAAUCAUUCAGAAAGCCCAAGUACUACAGAUCAAAACCAUUUUCAAAUAAUACAAGAAAGUUGAUUGUUGAAGCAAUUAAGGACUAAAGAAGAUUAUGCAUUUUGUUCAGUAUAUUUUUUAUUAGCCAUUGUUAUAUGCCUUGUUCUACUGAUUUCUUUUAACAUAAAAACUCUGGGAUUUUAAAUGUGUCCUAUGUGGUGUAAAAAGCAGUUUCAGAACCAUUUAUGCAAACUAACUGGCAUCUCUCGUCUUUGACAAACUGAGUUUGAAGGUAAAGAAGCGUAGCUCUGUUGCUGUAGCAACAGGAGGACAUUUCCAGCCUCAUCCAAACCUCUAACUCAGAACCUAACCUUGUUUUAUUUUAAUGAUUUAUACAUUUUUUCAGAAUUAAUGCAUGGUUUUAAAAGGUCUGUAUUUUAGUUUCUACUGAUGACCCAGAUGGUCCAAUGUGUAACAAUGUAUAUGAUUUUGUUAAAGAUAAUGAUGCUUUCUAUGCUUUAAUCUCAGACAAUCUAAAGAGGUUCUUUAGGAACAUCCAGAAUAGAUCUGAUUUGUAACAAACUUUAUUUCUUUUUAUGCUUUUUUGACUUUGGAUAAGACCUUUGUGAGUAAAUUGCUGACAGCCUUUGAAAGUACAAAAUAAAAUGUGUGGAAGUG
Messenger RNA from Girardinichthys multiradiatus, 5809 nucleotides. RefSeq names its product sterile alpha motif domain-containing protein 9-like. The transcript has 3 exons. Gene Ontology annotation, cellular component: cytoplasm. Gene Ontology annotation, molecular function: protein binding. NCBI's taxonomy places the organism in Eukaryota, Metazoa, Chordata, Actinopteri, Cyprinodontiformes, Goodeidae. Bases 355 to 4974 code for a protein of 1539 amino acids. The record is from RefSeq and is a predicted model, not a curated record.